Perkinsus marinus ATCC 50983 is the source of this 472-nucleotide messenger RNA. RefSeq lists its product as hypothetical. The annotation marks the transcript as partial. The transcript is spliced from 5 exons. NCBI's taxonomy places the organism in Eukaryota, Perkinsozoa, Perkinsida, Perkinsidae. The record is from RefSeq and is a predicted model, not a curated record.
AGCUCCCCCGAAUACUCGGAAUCCAACCGACGUCAACAUUUCUCUAACAGAUGCUGCCAAUAGUCCUAUACUCAAGCUAUAUAAGGAUAUUCCAGACGCUUCAUUGAAAGAGGAUUUCAUGACUGUGCUGGCUCUUACGAUUCGCGAGGCAUCGAACAUACCCGCCUGUAAGGAGUACGCAGAUGAGGCUGAUCGGGAGUUCUUUGUGUUGCAUACCACUGGGAAGAGUGUUCUCUCGCGUUGGCUUGACAAACAGAUUCAGAAGCAUAAUUCACGAGCAUUGAAAGACUACAAGAAGUAUCUCGCGAUGGGUCCUGCGGAAGUAGAUGCCGCUAUUCAGGCUUUCACCUCAAUACUACCUCUUGGAAGCAGCCAAUUCACUCUACCAUUUGGUGCUGAUAUCGAUCGGGCCAUCACCAAUUUUCACUUUGCUAAUAUAAACUCUUCGAAGUCGGCUCGUCUCCCACGGUGA